CUGCCUGCACCUCCCAUGCUGAGGAGGCUGUCUGUGCCAGUGCCCCCCACCUGGGUACCUCUCAACUGGGGCCAUGCCCAGUCCCUUCCCGUGGGGGGUCUGGCACCGUUUGGCAUCGUGCCCUAAAGCCCCCCUGGGCACUGUGGGUGGGCACAGCCCCAGCUGCACCGGUGGCGUUCCUGGCCCUGCGCUGUGGCAGCUGCCCCCAGACUGGGGGUUUGCAGCCAGCUGGGGGGAGUGGGGACAAAGGCAGCCGUGGGGAGGGGGAUGGUGGGGGAACACGGAACAUUCACAGGGCCCCCAAUAGCAGCUGGGGAAACUGAGGCACAGUGGGACAUGUGUGAUAUUUGCCACCCUCUGCUGUGGUCCCAUCCAUGCUUUCUGCUUCCUCCCCAGAGCCCUGUGCCCCCCUGCACCCCAUUUCAGCCCUGCUGCACCGUGAGAUGGGCAGAGCUGGAGAGGGGCUGCAGCAGAGCCUCACACCACAGCAGUGCAGGCAGCGUGCCCAUGGCAGGGGUGGCACAGCACCAGUGCCAGCGCUGGCCCACCUGGUACCUAGCUGUGCCCCAGCCAUGCCAGCAGGGCAGGGGCCGGGUGGGCACUGGGGCAUGGCAGGCACGGGGGGUCAGGGCAGCGCAGCCCCGGGAUGGGACAGCGCCCGUGCCCUGCACGCGCCUGCGCCCCUUCCCUGGGGCACGAGGCAGCCGGGCCUUUGUCCCCGGCCCUUUGUCUGGCAUCUGCUCCCUGCGCCGGCGGCAGCACCAGACCACGGAUUGGAGCCACUUCGGGGCUCCGGCUGCGACCCGGACGCCUCUGGGAAGAACGAGAUUGGAAUACCUAAUGGCCAGCAGCCCCCCAGGCUGGCAGUGGUGGGAGUCCUGCAGCUGAGGCAGCAGACAGGGCAGGAGUGGGGGCUCUGCCUCCUGGCACUAGUGGGCAUCCUCUGUCAGAUCCUGGCUGACCCCAGAGCCCGUGCCCAGGAUCCAUGGAGGAUGGGGGAGCUGAGGACCAGGGGGAGAUGUGGGGGCACCGCAGGGCAGCUUGUCUCAUUCCAAUAGCAGGAUAUGUCCCUUGUGGGUAGACUGGGAGCUGGAGCAGGGACCUGACCUCUCUCCUCCUGCCCCCCAAGAGGAUGAUCCUACCCUUGGGAGCCCCCAAAACCCCUCACCCACAGUACCCCCCCAGCCCCCUCCUUCUUGUCAGGGAAACAAUUGCCUCCGAUGGGAAUUAUUUCCAUACAGCUGCUCAGGAAGGCACAAACCCGGUGGAGGAAGGCUGAGCCUUUCUUCUGGCGCUGCUCCCCCUCCCCACAGCGGCGGGGGCAGGUUUGGGGGGGCCCAGGCGCUGCCGUCAGCGCUAUCAGCUCGGCAGGGCUGGCUGCGGUUAUUACCAUACAUUAUCGCAGUCCCCUGCCUCCGAAAGGAGCCGGGGCUGCUCCCCCCUCCCAGCCCUCCCUCCUCCUGCCUUUUACACUUAAUUACCUCCCUUAUUACACCGCAGCCUGGAGAGAGACAAAAUCCCCGGGCAGCGGGCAGGCGGGCAGCGGGCAGCGGGCGGGCAGCGGGCGGGCAGGCCCAACUAGGGCGUGAGUAAUCGCCCGUUCUGCAAGCGUGCCUUCCAGGAGAGAGCAGGCACACGCACGGAUAAAUGCAUCGGGGAGCGCAGGCCCGAGCCCCGUGUGUGUGUGUGCGUGGGAUGCCGCGAGCAGCCCGGCAGGCGAUGUCCCCUCGGGGCCGCAGCCCUGCGGGAGAGGUGACCUUGAACUUGGCAGAGCCUUGACGUCAGGGCAGCGCUGCAGGGACAGAUGGGACUCGUGGUGCUGCCGGCAGUCCCUGGCCAAGGCCUGCGGGAGCAAGUGGAGAGACCCCAGCCCACACGGGGAGUAGCCCGGGGAUCCUGUGGGAUGUGGAGUGCUGUGGAUAUGGGAUGCUCUGGGAUGCGGGAUGCUGCGAGCUGUGGGAUGCACUUAGCUGUGGAAUGCUGUGGGAUGCCGUGGGAUAUCACAUGCUGUGGUCUGUGGGAUGCUCUGGGCUGUGGAAUGAUGUGGCUGUGAGAUUCCCUGGGCUGUAGGAUCCUGUGGGAUGCUGUGGGAUGCCCUGGGCUGUGGAGUACCACACAAAGCAGCGAGCAGAGGCACUGCGAUGCAGGGCUGGCCCCAGAUGUGGCUCUGGGGCACAACUGAAGGAGCAGACAUGGCUGGGAGCAGGCAGGUGCACGGUGCUGCCUGUGGGGAUGCUGCUUUUGGUCCCCAGUGCCACAUCCCUGGCCAAAGGGGUUACUGUGCCCAGGGCUGCCCUGUGCCAGCACUCUGCCUGCAGUGACAGCAGAGGCACCGUCCUUAUUAAGUGCUGCAACGCUCUGGGCAUUGCACAAGGCUCAGGGAGAGCACGGCCAGCCGCCAGUCAGGUCCCUGUGUCACCCACUGGCCCUCAGAUGGCACAACUCCGGCCUUCAGGUGGCACAACUGCAGGGAAAGGCAGCCCUGGAGCACCAGCUGCCUGCAGCGGAGCGCGGAGAGGAGGGGGAGUGGGAGAGGGGGCUCCAGUGAGACGAGGGGGGAGUAAGAGUGGGGGCUCCAGACGGGAACAAUGAACUGCCACGAGCCCGGCUAUUGUUGUGGCUGCGAAGGUCACGGUGCUUCCUGGGGACUGGGAGCGGGACAGGGACAUGGGAAGGGAGAGAAUGUGGGAAAAGAGGGAUGGGAACAGUGGGAAGGAAUGGGGACAAGACAGAGGUGGGACAAAGAUGAGAGCAGGGAAGAGGGGAAAGGGUUGAGGACAGAGAAAAAGGUACAGGGGAAGGGAGAAGGGAAAGAGAAAGGGGUCAGUGGAAAGGGUCUGUGGACAGAGAUGAGAACAGGGAAGAUGGAUGGGAAUGAGAACCGGGAACAGGGAUAGGAACAGGGAGCAAGGACAAGGAAAGGAGAAAGGGACAAGAAGCAAGAACAGGGACAGGGAUGGAGACAAGACAAGGGACAGGGGACAGGAAUGGGGCAGGGGACAUGGAUGGGGACAGGGAUGGGGAUGAGGACUCCCGUUCUUCCCUGGCCCCGGGGACUGGCGGCAGGGAGACAAAGGCGGUGGGAGGCAGAGGCAUGUGCCCCCCCCCCGUCUCCCCCCGUCCCCCUGUGUCCCCAUUGUCCGUGGCCGGGGUGGGAGGAGGAACCAGGGGGAGGGACCAGGGACCCCACAGUGUCGUGAUGCCCGGGGCACCCCGCGCUACCGGCGGCUCGGGGGGCUCUGGGGGGGCUCCGGGCGCGGCCGGGCGAAGCGGCCCCCUCCCCCCCCGACCGCCUGCCUUCCUCCUCCUCCUCCUCCCCCUCUUCCCCACCUCCUUCUCUUCCUCCUCCUCCUCCUCCUCCUCGCCGCCCUGCCGCCUCCCCGCCCCUCGCACUCGCCUCCCCGCGCCUCUCCGUGCGCACCGCCGGGGCCGAGCGCCGGGGCCGGGGCGGGGGGGGCCGGGGCCGGUGCGGGGCCCGGGGCCGGUGGCGGUGCCGGUACCGGAGGUGUCCAGCGCUGCCCGGCCCCGCCAUGCCCCGCUCCUUCCUGGUGAAGAAGCUGAAAGCGGAGGCGUUCCCGGCCGCCGGGGCCCCUGCGCCCCCCUACGCCCCCCUGGAGCCCCCCUACACGCUGCCCGGCCCCGCCGCCGGCGAUGGGUACCUCCAGCACUGCCUGGCGCCAGCCGGCUACGACACUGACAAGAAGCAAGGCCUGCCACCACCGCCACCAGACCCGGCCUACGCACCCGGCCACGAGGAGUACAGCGAUCCCGAGAGCCCCCAGUCCAGCUUUUCCGCCCGCUACUUCAACGGGGAGGCGGCAGUGACAGACAGCUAUUCCAUGGAUGCCUUCUUCAUCACGGACGGGCGGUCGCGCCGGCGCAGCGAGAGCCAGCGCCGCGGCGGCCACCGCCACUCCUGCCCCGAGUGCGGCAAGACCUACGCCACCUCCUCCAACCUCAGCCGGCACAAGCAGACCCACCGCAGCCUGGACAGCAAGAUGGCCAGGAAAUGCCCCACCUGCGGCAAGGCGUACGUCUCCAUGCCCGCCCUGGCCAUGCACGUCCUCACCCACAACCUCAAGCACAAGUGCGACGUGUGCGGCAAAGCCUUCAGCCGGCCCUGGCUGCUGCAGGGCCACAUGCGCUCCCACACCGGGGAGAAGCCGUUCGGCUGCUCCCACUGCGGCAAAGCCUUCGCCGACCGCUCCAACCUGCGCGCCCACAUGCAGACCCACUCCGCCUUCAAGCACUACAAGUGCAAGCAGUGCGAGAAGACCUUCGCCCUCAAGUCGUACCUCAACAAGCACUACGAGUCCGCCUGCUUCAAGGGCUCCGAACACAGCUGUGCAAUAGGGAACUAGCCCCCCAAGCCCUGUGGCACAUCCCCAUUCCCAGCUUCAUCCUUCUACCCAAUCCCCAUCCCCAUCUCAGCCCAUGCCCAUCCCUAUUCCCCUAUAGUUCCCAUCCUGUCCCCAUCCCCAUCCCGUCCCGGUCCCAGUCCCUGUGCCAGCACUCCUGCAGCUGCAGCCAGCUGGUUUGUUGCUGUGCUCAGACUGGAGGACACAUCCCCACAGACUCACUCCCCAUCUGCUCCCUGGGAAGGGGGUCCCCCAUAGUGGGACCCAGCUCCUUUCCCCUGGGUCCCAGAGCCCCCCCGCAGCCAGGCAGGUCUCUCUGCGGGGGACUCACCUGGGGACCUCUUCCUGACCCAGGAGAGACUUUCCUCCCCUAGCUUGUGACGUUCACCUCUAUUUAUUUAAUUUAUUACUAUUAUUUAUUUAGAGCUGCUGCUUCUCUUCCCGGGGGAUCCCGGGGGAGAAAAGACACUUUUCUGCUCCCCACUAGGAGCAAACCCUCCCCUUGACCCUAAUCUUGAUGAGACCACAGGCUGGUGUUCCUGCCAGCUCGGCAGGACUGAUGGCCACUGAGGCUGACAGAGGGCAGGGCUGCCAGUCACCCUUGGAGCCUCGGGUCCCUGCAGCCCACCACACAGGGCACCCGGCUGCCCUCUUCCCCGUGGCACAGCGUUCACCCUGGCACUGCAGAUCCACAGCCCUGGAGUCAGGGGAAGAGCCAAGGGAGGAGCCAGGGGCUUCCAGCAGAGAUCCACAGGACACGACCUCCGUUGGCUCCCAGCUCCUGGCUCAGCCAGGCACAACUGGCCCCUGCCACGGGGAUGGGGAAUAGCCCCCCCAGGCAGGUGCAGCCCCCCUCACCAUGCCAAGGGCUGGGCUGGCAGCUGGGCUGGAGACCCAGCCCUGGGGCAGGUAGUACCCAAACCCCCAACCACCCCCCCAUGUAUCCCCAGACCCCUCUCCAGCCGGCUCCCGGCUCCCUCGCCAUCGCCCCCCACCUGCACUCAGGAGGAGGGGGUCAGAGUAGCUGUAAAGUUUGGGUGAGUCUAUUUAAAUGUUCUUAUUUAUAUUAUUUAUAACUUAUGCUUUUCACUAUUUAUUUGUCAAGACUGGCCGGGCCAUGCCAGCGCUGGCUCGCAGGAGGUGGCAGAGCUGCAGCAGAACUGCCGUGCCCAGGACACAGCCACGGUGACACGGACGGGGACAGGACCCCGAGAGCGGACUGUGUGGCGGGCACGGAGGCAGGAGGGCACGAGCUGGCCCGGCAGCCCAGGCUGCAUGUCCUGCAAGCCUCCCACAAAGGCAAAGCCCUUCUCAUUUGUCUUCCUUGCUUCCACGGGCUCCUGCUUUGCUCCGUGCCCCGCGCCAGCCCGGUGGGGACGAACCAGCCACUCUAUGCAACCUCCCGGCGGAGCGGCCCCGCACCGGCCCCGCAGCAAGCGCCGCGCUCGGCAUUCCGGAGCGGGGCCCGACCCACGCCUCCGCUUCCUACCUCGGGCCGCGAGUUGCCACAGCCCCAUCACCCCGUGCCGGUCCCCAGCCCUCCGGGACUCAGCCCGGCGCCCCGCGGGGCCGCACUCGCGCACCCCCACACCGUCUUCCUGCGCCGUCUUCCUCCCCGCACCGUCUUCCUCCCGCUGCCUCGGUGCCUGUGUUGGUCACGGGUUGAGUGGGGGUGUCCCUGUCAUGGUCCUCGCUGCCGUGGCACGGUGACCACACAUCCGCACCCCACAGAGGGGAUGAGCAUCGCCCUGGCCCCGCGGGCACCCCACCGGGUUUCCCCCACGAUGCCGGCGCCGGUCCGCGGAGCGCGGUGUCCUGAGGCCGGCGGGCUCGGAGCGCUGCGCUGCUGCCCCUCUCUCCUGUAAAUAGCAGAUACUACAGCAAUAAUUUUCCGUGCAUGAUAGAUUUUUUCUGCCAGGUUUUGUACUCGCCAGCCCCAGUAUGACAAGUCUACUGAGAUCCGGCCACCCGCAGUAUUACUUGUAAUGCAAUUCAGGGAUAUAAAAGGGAUUUCUGCCACUAA
Molecule: messenger RNA, 6381 nt
Organism: Passer montanus (Eurasian tree sparrow)
Lineage: Eukaryota; Metazoa; Chordata; Aves; Passeriformes; Passeridae
Gene: SCRT2
Product: scratch family transcriptional repressor 2
Exons: 2
Coding region: 3531-4361 (276 amino acids)
Biological process (GO): regulation of DNA-templated transcription
Molecular function (GO): RNA polymerase II cis-regulatory region sequence-specific DNA binding; DNA-binding transcription factor activity, RNA polymerase II-specific
Source: RefSeq, a predicted model, not a curated record